UUUUAAUUUGUAUAAUUUAAUAGAUAUCGAAUUUUUCAUCAGUUAUGAUGCCAUUUUUAGACUUCCAAACUAUAAUAUUUUAAAAUAUAUCUGUAGAACGUGUUGAGCACAUGAACCAAUAUUAAAUAGUACGUAAAAACAAAUAUGUAUAAAUAUUUUGAGAUAAGCAACGAUUUCUUUUAGUCGAUUUAAAUAUUUUCUUCAUUGGUCGUUCAUUGAUUGUCUAUUAAGAACAGAAGAAAAAUGAAGGUGUUUUGUUGUUUAUUUUUCACUGCAUUCUGUUGUGGUGUGGUACACUGCUCAACAACUGAAGAAUCACCUUAUAACAAGGAUGUAAGAAUGAUAGCACAAUUAAGACAAUUGGCAGAAGAACCCGACCAAUUAGCGAAAUUGAAAAGAGCAGUUUUAAACGUUUGUCCAGAAUCUGGGGAAAAAUUAGAGAAAGCUUACAUGAAAAUGCGGGAAUGUAUCUCUUCAACUGAUUUGGAAGCAGAAACAAUGUGUUCUUUUGUAAAAAACCACGUAGAAAAAUGUUCCAGACCAAUCAUUUCUAUGCUAGAACAAUGUCUUCCAGAUAAAUCAAAAGAUCUGCCAUCUUUCUUGAUGAAAUCUGCCGUUUCUUCAAUAAGAUAUGUAUGCAAAAUUGAUGGUGAACAUCUUUUUGAAUUGCAGAAUCCAUGUUUGUUGAAUGGCUUAAAGAGGAGAUGUAUUUUGAAAACUCAGUCAAAAAUGCAACAGUAUGUUUCAAAUACGCCUUCUAAACAAGAACUUUGCGAUUUCCUUUCAUCAUUGAGGUUUUGCUUAAAAUCUCAUGUAGACUCGUCUUGUCGUCACCCAAUAACUAAAGAAGCGUUCAUGAAUCUUUUUGAUACUAGUUUUAGUCUAUGCGAAACUACAGAUGAAAGUUUUAACGAAGUUGAACAAUUUUAAAUAGCAUUUUCAAUAACUAUACACUGUUUUCUAAAAUUAUGAAUAAAAAAUUGUAUUAUUUAUAUUCAUUUUAAAAUAAAUAAAAUGCGAGUAGAAAAUAA
Messenger RNA from Psylliodes chrysocephalus, 1031 nucleotides. Lineage: Eukaryota; Metazoa; Arthropoda; Insecta; Coleoptera; Chrysomelidae. The record is from the annotation of a GenBank genome assembly.